UUUCUGGGGAGGGUGUGAGCCAGUGCCGCUCGGGGACUGGUUGUAGUGCCGGCUGCCGCCUGUUGUUGUGCCGAAGUGGUGCCGCCUCUUUCAUAGAUUAUUCAAAUCCCCAGGAAUUAAAUAUUCAGCAUGGCACUAGCCCAGCGGGACUGUGGAGCGGGCAGGCGGCAGUGCAGGAUGCAUCAACUGGGGCUGAUGGUUUAAACAGAUCGCAGGAGGAUGGUGGUGGAACCGGCGCUGGCGGCGGCCAAGAGCGGGGACUUGCCGGCGCUGCGGGCUCUGCACAGUCAGGGCCUGUUGCCCAGGGCGGGGGGCGACCACCUGGGGGCUACAGCGGUUCACCUGGCCGCCCGCUCCGGCCGCAUCGACGCGCUCGCCUUCCUGGUAGACGAGGCGAAGCUGCCCGGGAACCAGCGCGCCAGGAACGGCGCCACACCGGCUCACGACGCGGCCGCCACCGGGAACUUGCCCUGUCUGCAGUGGCUGCUGGAUGCGGGAAGCUGCAACACGCAGGAUAAAGACAGCUCUGGGGCCACAGUUCUGCACCUGUCGUCGUGGUUCGGACAUCACGGUAUCACAGAGUGGUUAUUGGAAGGUGGGGGCAGUGACCCAGGAGCAGCAACGGACACUGGAGCCCUGCCCGUGCACUACGCCGCAGCCAAAGGUGACCUCCCAACGCUACGGCUGCUGCUUGGAAAAUGUCCCAAUGUUGUAAAUACACAAAUGAAAAACGGUGCCACUGCCCUGUAUUUGGCCAGCCAGGAGGGCCACCUGGAGGUGGUGCAGUACCUGGUGAAGGAGUGUGGAGCGGAUCCGCACGUACGAGCCCACGAUGGGAUGACGGCGCUCCACUCAGCAGCCCAGAUGGGUCACAACACGGUCAUCGUCUGGCUGGUGAGUUUUACAGACAUCAGCCUGUUGGACAGGGAUGGUGAAGGGGCCACAGCAAUGCACUUUGCUGCCAGUAAAGGACAUGCCAAAGUUCUCAGCUGGCUACUGUUACACGGAGAUGAAAUUGCCACAGACAACUGGGGUGGUUCUCCACUACACGACGCUGCGGAGAAUGGAGAACUAGAGUGUUGCCAGAUCCUGGUGGUCAAUGGUGUUGAUUUGGCUAUUUGCGAUAAGGACGGCUACACAGCAGCCGACCUGGCCGACUACAACGGACACAACCAAUGCGCCAAGUACCUGAAGACAGUCGAGAACAUGAGUGUGGAGCACCGGGUGCUAUCCCGAGACCCUUCCACUGACCUGGAGCACAAGCUGCUGGAUUCAGGAGUGUCAUCGCCCAAAGCUACCCUCUCUUCCCAGCAACAAACCCCCAACACCGAGAUGGGCUCGCCCUCCAGCACCCUCUCCAACUACGACUCCUACCACUCCAGUCAGUCCAGCACGAGGGAGAUGACAAGCGGCCCCCCGGCUCAGGGGCAGAACCUGGGACAAGGGCCGUCGGCCAUCACGGACAUGGACACGUACAUGGACAUGUUGAACCCAGAGGUGAGGCCUCGGGCAAGCCAGGUGCCCGGAGACAAGGUUCAUCCACCAGCACCUACCUUCUCGGCGCCGAUACCACCAGCGACCUCCCAGCCUCCACCACCUCCUCCUCCCUGCUACCCGGCACCCAGUCCCCCAGCGGCAGCACCCUCCGCAGAUGUCUACGCGAACACGAGGAGCAACCUGCGGUCCAUCAGCAUCGAGACACCAAGGCAACCUGAGUUGAACCCCAAUGAAAUAAAUCCAGACAGAUUGAGGAGGGUGGAAUCAAACCGAAAGUCAAGAGGUUUCAACAAGGAACCAAGCACGGCCGAUUAUUACAAGUCCCUCGGAAACAGCACAGAAGAAAGCAGUCAGAUGGCACCCAAUGACGAGGGCUCUCUUGUACCAGAGACGGGACUGAGAAAUGGAAGCAUUCCUGAAAACCAACCCAUCAGUGAGAUACCUGCUCCCCCACCCCCUCCGCCACUCCCAGAAACUGUGUCAAACCCUCUCCCUCCACCACCACCUCCGUUGCCAACAGAGAAUGCAGUGUCCAGCAGCAACCAGCGAAGACCUUCUUCAUCUUCAGGGAGUGCAAAGUCCUUCAAUAUGAUGUCCCCGACUGGAGAUAAUUCUGACUUAAUGGCUGAACUCAAAGCUGGAAAGAAUCUGAAGCCGACUGCUCAGAACAAGGGGACGACCACGGUCUUUACAAACUCCGGCAAUGCUACUGAUGGCUCGAACAGUAAGCAGAAGGGAGGCAGCCCGACUGACGACUGUGUAAAUGGGAAUGGAUCAGCGCAGGCGACUGUGAACGAUGCCGAAGCCCUGGUACCGACUCAUGAUGAGCAGGGGGCUCCCAUACCCGAGUGGAAGAGGCAGGUGAUGGUCAGGAAACUCCAGCUGAAGAUCCAGGAGGAGGAAGAACUGAAACAAAAAUUUUACGACAGUAGCUAUUACCAGCCUGAGGGGUGGAGGUACUCACAGGUUCACAAUGUUAUAUUGGGACCGUUUGGAGAGCUGAUGACCGAGGCCGAUAUCAUCCGUAUAGAAAAGCAAAUUGAAAACCUCCAAGUGAUGCACAAGGUGCAGAAAGUGGAGACGGAACUGGAGCAACUGGAGCUAGAGCUUCAACAGCUGCUGCCCGUGUCCGCGGCCUUAGCCCACGAGCAUUUCACCGUCAACCCCAAGCAGGUCCACGGCCAGGCGGAAGACCUGCCCGCCUGGUGCAACAAGAUCUCCAUCCUGCUCAAAAGCAUGGCCAUCCUUCUGGCCACUCUCGGAGGGAAGGAGAUGGACAUCUUUGACCUGAUGCCUCUGCAUGACCAACACAAGGGAGCGGCGGCUGAGCCAGCGAAGGUUUCUCCAGGCAAAGAGACAAAUGUCAACGUAGGAAGAUCGCAGUCGUUCAGCUCAACCAGGGAGGAGGUUCAGAAAGAAAUUCUGCAAUGUGGCGUGUCGGUCAAAAACAUCAAGGCAAACUACGAGCUACAACUACAAUCAAAAAUGUCCGACGAUACACAACACAAGGUUUACAAAAGAAAGAGGUCUUUGCCGGUUGGACCUCAAGGUGUAGAAACCGUCCGGGAAGAAUCCCUUAAUGUUAGUACCAAUGCAGCUAAAAGCAGUGAGUCAGAUCUCAGAGUGCAACAACGAUAUCAAGGCAAGCAUGGGUCAGAGAUGGUGGUCGAACCACUAAUUGUCCCAACGCAUAUGCCAUUACUGUACUCAAGUGAUAUCUGCAGGAAUGAUGUAGACCAGUGUUUAACUGUGAAUGAUGAGGCGUUCUUUAGUCCCGACCUCCUGACCAGAAGUCUUCCAGUCCAGACAGACCUCAGUUACGUGCAACAGUACAUAGACAUGAGGAAGGAACGCAUCGUCUUCCUCUUCCUCGAGCACUGGAAGAAGUGGACAUUCGUGGAAUCUUUCAGGCAAAACCAAACAAGGGCAAAUAUUGCAGAUGGUCUAAUGGAGGAUUUUGAAGACAUUCAUCACCAUGGUGGGCUUCUGUUUAACACUUCAGAGUUACAGUCUGAAAUAAUGAGAGGCAGGAGUGAUGACAGUCGGCUUCUCUAUUUCAUGAAACAGAGACAAGUGGUCGGCAAACUUAUUGGCCACUGGAGGACAAUAAUCUCCCAGGUUCCAACUCGACAAAUCAGGCGGUUGAGCCGACAUCAUAUCAUGUAUUGGCCUGAGCAUUUUCUCCCUCAUGUUAAUGGCGCUCCAGUUGACUAUGACAGUUUGAGCCUCGAUCUUUUCAUGCUUGGCUACUUCCAGUUGCUGGAAAUGAACAUGACCCGGGCUGAGCGGAAGUUUCGGCACAUCCUUUGCUAUGAGAUGUUUGACCGUCUGGGAAGCCACCGAUGGGACCUGAUUCGAAAGUUUCACAGAGUCGUCAUGGAAGAGAUCGAGUCUGGAAAACGAGAUUGGAGUGAUGGAUUUGAAGAUAUUAAGCAGCAGUUUUUUGGAGAUCGAGUUGCCAUGGAUAGUCGACACGAGCACAGUGCGACAUCCCAGAACAUGCAAAUCGUGGCGAAGACGACAGAAGUAUCACGACAGGAGUCGCUUAUGAGUAACUCAAACAGUUUCCCAGUCAGUGACAAUACUGGAGAUGAACAGCCGGAAAGAGGCAAAACUAGGAAAGAUUCAAUUCAGCUCAUCUCUGAACUUGGAGAAUUCUUCAACCAAGAGAUAUGUCGAUACAUUGAUCGAAGCUUUUCAUUCUGGAAGGAGAAGGAAGCAGAGUUGUUUGAUAUUUAAAUGAUGAAUUUGUGCUCUUGGUUUGAAUCUAGCAGCUCACUUGGGAACGUAAGGGAUAACUAAUUUUCAAGAAAGGGAGAUUAGAAACUGUGGCAGAAGUGCUAGGGGAAGGUUUAUAGAUGAGCUAAAACCAGUUUGAACAUAGGUAGAAUCUUACAGCAGAGAAACAGGCUCUUUGGCCCAACUUGCCCUUGCUGACCAAGAUGCAUAGAGUCAACAGAAGCAGGCUACGUCCAUUCAGCUCCUCAUGCCAGCUGCACCAUUUAACCAUUCACCCCGGUCACCCCCUCUGCUCCCCUCUUCCAUCAGGCAAUAGGUACAGAAGUGUGAAAACGCACGCCUCCAGAUUCUUCCCAGCUGUAAUUGAGUAUAGAAGUUGGGAUGUAAUUGAGUAUAGAAGUUGGGAUGUAAUGUUAAAAUUGUACAAGGCAUUGGUGAGGCCAAUUCUGGAGUAUGGUGUACAAUUUUGGUCACCUAAUUAUAGGAAGGAUGUCAACAAAAUAGAGAGAGUACAGAGGAGAUUUACUAGAAUGUUGCUUGGGUUUCAGCAACUAAGUUACAGAGAAAGGUUGAACAAGUUAGGGCUUUAUUCUUUGGAGCGCAGAAGGUUAAGGGGGGACUUGAUAGAGGUUUUUAAAAUGAUGAGAGGGAUAGACAGAGUUGACGUGGAUAAUCUUUUCCCACUGAGAAUAGGGAAGAUUCAAACAAGGGGACAUGACUUGAGAAUUAAGGGACAGAAGUUUAGGGGUAAUAUGAGGGGGAACAUCUUUACUCAGAGAGUGGUGGCUGUGUGGAAUGAACUUCCAGUGAAGGUGGUGGAGGCAAGUUCGUUUUUAUCAUUUAAAAAUAAAUUGGAUAGUUAUAUGGACGGGAAAGGAAUGGAGGGUUAUGGUCUGAGUGCAGGUAUAUGGGACUAGGGGAGAAUACGUGUUCGGCACGGACUAGAAAGGUCGAGAUGGCCUGUUUCCGUGCUGUAAUUGUUAUAUGGUUAUAUGGUUAGCGGACAACUGAACCAUUCUACCAAUAACUAGAGAGCAGUCCUAUGCUACUAUCUACAUCAUUGAAGACCCUUGGACUAUCUUUAAUCAGACUUUGCUGGACGUUAUCAUGCACUAAACUUAUUCCCUUUAUCAUGUAUCUGUACUCUGUGGAUGGCUUGUAUAGUCUUUCUGCUGACACGUUAGCACACAACAAAAAGCUCCACUUUAUUUCAGUACACAUGACAAAAAUCAAACUAAUCACAUCAUAGCUGAUCUUUCCCAUCAGUGCCACCAUUCUGUCAUCACCCGUCAACUCUUACUGUCCAAAUAUCUACCAAAUGCUUUCUUGAACUUACUCAGCUGCAACUCAAAUACCCUCUGCUAUCUAGCUCAGAAGAUGGCUUCUCUUGCUCCUGAAUGGCCAACCUCA
Messenger RNA from Leucoraja erinaceus (little skate), 5646 nucleotides. RefSeq names its product espin (gene espn). Lineage: Eukaryota; Metazoa; Chordata; Chondrichthyes; Rajiformes; Rajidae. Bases 220 to 4236 code for a protein of 1338 amino acids. The transcript is spliced from 12 exons. Gene Ontology annotation, biological process: actin filament bundle assembly. Gene Ontology annotation, cellular component: cytoplasm. Gene Ontology annotation, molecular function: actin filament binding. The record is from RefSeq and is a predicted model, not a curated record.